AUGGACUGCGUGAACCACGUUACGAGCGAUGCGGAUAUACUCCCUUGCAAGUCCGAUGUCAUCCUUAGCAAAACGUCGUCUGCCAACUUCACUGCUGGCACAAAGCCGAUACUGGCAAGUCACCGACGUCUGCUCUGCAUGAACGUCAAGCAAACCAACAUGCUGCGGGUGCUGAACCGCCACGGGAAGCACAAUGACAUGACCAUCAAAGUCGCCGCAGUCGCGAACCUCGUAUCGACAGAGAAGAUUACCGGUCAUCCGACUCUCUUCUACGCUGUGGGCGGGAAGGACUUGGCCAUCAUUUGCCCCACCACGCAGGCAAACGGCGACAUCUCCGUCUCGCUGGUGGAAUCGAAACUGGACGAGGAGGGCUACGCCUCGACUGCCGGCGAGACGCAGCGGCUCUACGUCCUCGGCCAGCAGAACGUGAUGGAGGUGGAAGAGUCUACUGGCCUCAUCAAGAGCAAGAUUCCUCUCACCCCAAAGACGACGGUAAGGUUCCCCAUUAUCGAUUACCAUCAGGCAGCUCAACUGCUGCUCGUGCCGGCCAAGUCGACCCACCUCGACCUCAUCUCGACUCGCACCCGCAAGAGCGUUCUGGGGCGUGUCUGGGAGCCGCAUGAAGACACUGCGCCAACCUUUGCCUGCUUCUUCCAGCACCAUGCCUUCUCCGAGGAGUCUGGCAAAGAACUGCUCGUCGUGACGGCGGCGCAGGGCAAUCGUGAGAUUCGCUUCUGGGCCUAUCAGAGUGACACCCAGAAGUUCGCGCUCAAGCAGCAGCUGAACCUCUCCUACAAAGAUGAGCUGAGGGAGGAGUACGACAUCAGCAUCACUGCUGACGAGGAGUACAUCACGCUCUGCUCUCGCACGAGGCCGUACGCGGUGGUGAUCGAGACCCACCACACCCUGUUCAAGGCGUACCGGAUGACGUCCUGGCGCAUGGCAGGACCAGCGCUGUGCUCGACAACGUCCGUUGGCAAGGUCACAGAGAGCGCGCAGAGCAAGUCCGUCAGCUACGAGCUCUUCAUCACAAUUCGAACAGAAACCGGCUUUGUGCAGUCGAUGCCCAACUCCAGCCGCCUCGCAGGUGCGUCGAACUUGUCCGUAGCGAGGGGCGACUCUGUGGCCAACUGGUUCCCGUCCCUCGCGACUGGCGGUGCUGGUGCUGGUCGCGACGUGUCGAGUGCAUCGGCUGGCUCAGGUGCCGCCGGCGCGGCACUGACCCCGAUCACCGCCGUCUCGUCCUCGCUUACAGGCGAAAUCAAGACGAGCAGCCUGUCGGAGACGGCUGUCGCAUCCAUCAUUCGAUCGCAGGCGCAGAAGUUCUGCGAGCAAGUCAAGGUGAUCGAUGCCGACCUUGUCGAUAUGCAGAAGAGUGCAUCAGAUACGAUGCGGUUGCUGCAAGACUCACGCUACCGCACGGAGGCGCAGAACAGCGGCCGCACCUUCGCUAUCCGCAACCGCGCGCGCCUUGAGAAAAAUUCCACCACUGCAGCAUCCACGGCAACCACGAAGCCGCAUGCCACACCUGCGUCUGUAGACACUGCGGGGGCUGUUGAUAGCGAGUACGGCGUGCUAACGACCGGGGAGCGCGAGCUUAUUUUGAGUAUCCGCAAUUUUGUGCAGGAGGUGCAGGGCGGCAGCGCAGCAGCGGCCUCGGCGGCACUCAAGGCCCUCCUCGGCAAACAGCUCCGCCUUUCCGUGGAGCGGACGGCCAACGAAGCGAGCAAGUUAGAGAUUCCUGCCCACGUCACAGGAGACUUCAACUCGCUGCAGUCAGUACAAGAGUACCGUCGCGUCGUCAAUGCGAGUAUCACGCGCAUCGGUGCCACAACGAAGCGGUUCCAGGAGCUGAAUCGCACUACUUUGGAAGCCUCGUCGGCGCAGACCGCGACGUGCCUUGCCCAGGUCGAGGCCUUCCGCCAGAAACUGAGCUCAUCGCUGCGCUCCAUGAAUGGGGAGAUGAAAGAGUUGAAGGUAGCGCUCUCACAGUGCCAACUGUCCUGCAAGGCUGCCGAGGGUGCGGCGACGCCACCGAGCCCGGAUGCCAUCUUGGCACGGGCGGUAGAGCAGGCCAAGGAGGGGGAUUGGAAGGGUGCCCUCACCACAAUCCUCGCUUCCAACGACAUCGGCAUUCUACUGACAUUUUUGGAGAAUGAGCUGUGCCGGGAGAAACAGGCGGUACUCACGUCACCUAAGACACUGACGCUGCCGCUCUUCCUCAGUCUUUGCCUACAGCUCACCUUCGAGAUGCCACUGCAGUCCGGUACGGUACCGUUGCGUCUGCAGCUGCUGUCCGACUUCUACGUGGAGUGGGACGACUGGCUGCGCACGAUCCGGCUGCAGGCACAGAAGGAUGCACAGCAAGCUGCCGUCUACGAUAUUGUGAAGCGCGAGCUGUCGACCGUGCUGGAGGCGCUAGAGGGCAUACCCCGUGAGCAGCUGGAUCGCAAGAGCCGCAACAAGGAGCGCCUUGUGCACAAGCUCAUCUCUCAGCUUCUGAUGGAUGAAUAA
Leishmania braziliensis MHOM/BR/75/M2904 is the source of this 2514-nucleotide messenger RNA. RefSeq lists its product as hypothetical. Bases 1 to 2514 code for a protein of 837 amino acids. The record is from RefSeq and is a predicted model, not a curated record. The transcript has a single exon. Lineage: Eukaryota; Euglenozoa; Kinetoplastea; Trypanosomatida; Trypanosomatidae.